Molecule: messenger RNA, 2354 nt
Organism: Sebastes umbrosus (honeycomb rockfish)
Lineage: Eukaryota; Metazoa; Chordata; Actinopteri; Perciformes; Sebastidae
Gene: stxbp6
Product: syntaxin binding protein 6 (amisyn)
Exons: 6
Coding region: 373-1005 (210 amino acids)
Biological process (GO): exocytosis; Golgi to plasma membrane transport
Cellular component (GO): plasma membrane; exocyst
Molecular function (GO): phosphatidylinositol-4,5-bisphosphate binding
Source: RefSeq, a predicted model, not a curated record
CUACUGGUUUCUCAUCCACACUCACACAAACACAAACACACACACACACACGCGCACACUGAGCCGCAGUCAGUCAGUCAGACGGUCUCCACGCAGGAACAGCAGCAGGGAAAACAAACUCUCCUCCUGUCGCUCACAAACCCAGCAAACUGCAGAAAGUAGAAGUGAAGUCGACGCGAUGGUGAAGACUAAAAGCCACCGUUUAGUCUGAGAAAAGACGGGCUGUAGCGAGGAAGAGGCUGCUGGAAGAAGAGGGUGAAAUUAUAACCGAUCACACGUGGAAGUCACCACUGAAACACAUCGUAAAGGGGUGGAUUUCAUCCUCUCCACUUUGAACUGUUUGCCAGCUGUUCACUCCUGCCUACUUCAGAGAUGAGUGCCAAGUCAGCCAUCAACAAGGUGGUCUUCCUACCCCACGAUGAGAAGAUGCUCGCUGCUGUGCAGGUGAAGCGGAGGACCAAGAAGAAGAUCCCAUUCCUGGCCACUGGUGGUCAGGGAGACUACAUGACCUUCAUCUGCGUCUCAGUGACGAAUAAGAAACCCUCCCACGUAUCCAUCACUAAGGUGAAGCAGUUCCAGGGAUCUUCUGCCUUCGUAAAAAGGUCACAGUGGACAAUCGACCAGCUACGGCAGGUCAACGGCAUCGACCCGAGCAAAGACUGUGCAGAGUUUGACCUGAUGUUCGAGAAUGCUUUUGACCAGUGGGUUGCUGGUUCAGCAGGGGAGAAGUGCACCUUCAUCCAGAUUCUUCACCACACCUGCCAGCGCUACAGCUCAGCACGGAAACCGGAGUUCGUCAACUGUCAGUCCAAACUGCUGGGGGGUAACAGUAUACUACACUCGGCCGCAGACAGCGUGACGAGUGCCGUACAGAAGGCCAGCCAGGCCCUGAACGAGCGCGGCGAGCGACUAGGCCGGGCCGAGGAGAGGACCGCAGACAUGAUGAACAGUGCCGAACAGUUCUCUGUUACUGCACAGAAGCUUGCCAUGAAGCACAAGUGUUAGACCACUGCCAAAAACCAACUGAGCUGGGGGGGGUCACCAAUUGCCAGUCGCUGUACAGGAGAAGGAUUCCAGAUUUUAUUCUUUUUAAAAGAUUUAAUUUGAUUGCUAUUUUGUUAACAAUGUUAACAUUUUAAUGUGUUGGGGUUGUUGUAUUCUGGUGGCGACGCAUCAAGCAGCGGGGAGGAAGAGAGAGGUAACCAACGCUACUUCAGACUGUCGGCAGAAUGUUUCAUGCUUCUGUUUGCCAAAAAAAAAGUCACAGGACGUGACUGUAUAUGAUAACCGCCUCCUCUUUUUCAUAUGCUCAAACACUUAACAUGAGAGUACACAUGCUGACAAGUCAUUAUCAGCAAUCACUCCAGGACAAGGAACAGCUUGUCUCGCCGGUUAUUAAUUGUUGAGAGUUAUUUAUGAGCACUGCGGUGAUUAUGCACUCUGAUUCAUGAGUGACGGACCCUCUCAUGGGUUUCACAGGUGUGACUUUGGAUUGGGUGGCAGUAUACCACACAAACACCUGACAUACCUAGAUUUUCUUAUCUGAUGCUUAGGUUGUACCCAGGUAAAUAUUUUGGUCAACACAUUUGGGAGAGCGGGAUGUCAGAUGAAAAGGAAUAAUUACAUCAACUCCACGUCUGAACAUUAAUAAAUCCCAAAGUAUUUAAUUUUCAAUUUAAUGUUUCCUUUUCUCUUUUGACUCUCGGACAUUGCGGUCUGCUGUUCAGUCCAUCAUUUCAAAAUGUAUUGAAGCAGUAUUAGUCAAAAUAUUUUCAACAUAUUUCAUAAAUUGCAUAUGAGACUGAUUAGAGUGGUUUGUGUAUAUACACACACACAUAAAUAACAAUAUACAAUAUAUAACAACCAUGAAAUAUUUUAUUCCUCUGUCUGAUUUGUCUACCAUACAAAAACAACCAAAACUACAUGGAAUACAGUUGCCAACAUUUUUGGAAGUGUACUUGAAGAACUGUUUUGAAAAUAAGCUUUUUAAGUAUAAUAAUUUAUGUUAAAUUCACUAAACCAGCUUCUGCAUUGUAAAAAAGCAAAACAUGUAAUUCUUCUAGUAUCUCGGUGUCCGUAGAGCUAAUUUGUCUCAUGAACAUUGGAAUGACUCCUGGCUGUAUUUCAAUUUUAAACAUUCAGUAGUCAUACCUUAUGCUUUUUGUAUAAAUUGGGUCGGUUAUUAUAAAGAUGUGUAUACUGAUAGAUGAAGGACAAAAUGUCUCAAAUUGCAGAAGCAGUGUGUAGUUAUUUAUUUUGGUACCGACACAUUUUACAGGUCCACAAAAUGGCAUGGUAAUUAGGUGAUAAUUAGCAGGUAACCUAUUUGAAAUUUCUUUGGAAUUGCUGCCAAA